GCAUCAUUUUGUGUUGGUUUCCAUCGCUUACCAUCAUGAAAUCCUUUUCGGUAGCCGUCUUCUUGUUGGCAGUUGCUUGUCUUUACCAAGGCAGCAAGGCCGACUCAGCCGAAGCCAAGACCGUUGAGAAGCGUGGAGUCAUUACUGGUCUCUACAAAUCCAUUGGCAGCUACGGCUACGGAGGCGGCUAUGGAUCAGGAUCCAGCGGAAUUGGACUCGGAUCGGGUGGACUCGGAGGCGGCGCUGGGAUUGGACUUGGCGGCGGUAUUGGAGCUGGAGGCGCCGGAAUUGGAAUCGGAGGCGGCGGAAUUGGUGGUGGAUUUGGCGGAGCGGGAGGAGCUGGCGGUGCUGGUGGUGGCGCCACCGUUUCCACUGUCACCCAGACAGUACCAGUACCUGUAGCUCAGCCAUACCCCGUUACCGUCACUAGACCAGUACCAGUUCCAGUACCACAGCCCUACGCCGUGGCUGUACCUCGCGCAGUGCCAGUACCAGUGCCAGUCCCCAACCCAGUCGUCGUCCCUAGACCAGUACCAUACACAGUGACUCGCCAAGUACCAGUACCAGUCACCGUACCCAUUCAAGUCCCAGUACCACAGCCCGUCGGAGUACCAGUUCCCCAACCUUACCCAGUCACCAUCCCACAGCCCGUGCCAGUCAGAGUACCACAAACCCUCGUCGUCCCAGUGCCUCAGCCUGUUGUAGUUGGAGGAGCCGGCGGUGGAUUGGGCGGCUUUGGAGGCAUCGGGGGCGGCAUCGGCGGCAUCGGAGCCGGCAUCGGCGGCAUCGGAGCCGGCAUUGGCGGCAUCGGUGGUGGUUUCGGCGGCAUCGGCGGCAUUGGCGGUGGAUUCGGAGGACUGGGUGGAGGUUAUGGGCAUGGAGCCAGCAUAUAUGGUCACAAAUAUUAGUUAGUUCCGAAAUCUUACAACCAGUUUAAAUGCGAUGGAUAUUUCAAUAAAUCAAUAUUAUUAUAA
Messenger RNA from Zophobas morio, 974 nucleotides. RefSeq lists its product as uncharacterized. NCBI's taxonomy places the organism in Eukaryota, Metazoa, Arthropoda, Insecta, Coleoptera, Tenebrionidae. The coding region runs from base 36 to 908 and encodes 290 amino acids. The transcript is spliced from 2 exons. The record is from RefSeq and is a predicted model, not a curated record.